Molecule: messenger RNA, 2245 nt
Organism: Penaeus chinensis
Lineage: Eukaryota; Metazoa; Arthropoda; Malacostraca; Decapoda; Penaeidae
Product: serine/arginine-rich splicing factor 4-like
Biological process (GO): alternative mRNA splicing, via spliceosome; mRNA splice site recognition
Cellular component (GO): nucleus; ribonucleoprotein complex; cytoplasm
Molecular function (GO): mRNA binding
Source: RefSeq, a predicted model, not a curated record
UCUCCCUCCUCGCCCAGUCCGCUUCCCCCUCCCCCCCCUCCCCGCCCCCGUCUCCCUGACUGCGCCACCCACCACAUCCACACACUCGCCACGCAAGAGGGACGGCGACGGCAGAUUCUUACCUUCGACUCCACAUGUGAGAUAAAAUGGUUGGUACACGUGUGUAUGUGGGUGGCCUAAGCUACCGUGUGGGAGAACGAGAUUUAGACAGAUUCUUCAGGUCAUACGGAAGACUCAGAGAUAUUGUUAUCAAGAAUGGAUUUGGCUUUGUGGAAUUUGAUGAUGACAGAGAUGCAGAUGAUGCUGUUUACGAGAUGAAUGGAAAAGAACUCCUAGGAGGAAGAGUAACUGUAGAGAAGGCGCGCGCAGCUCCACGAAUGAGGUGGCCAAGAGCACCUCCACCAAGAGGGUUCCAUUCAAGGGAUGGGCAGAGCAGAUUUGGUAUGCCAGCCCGUACAGAUUAUCGCCUCACUGUGGAGAACCUCUCAAGCAGAGUGUCCUGGCAGGAUCUCAAGGAUUUUAUGCGUCAGGCUGGAGAAGUCACAUAUGCAGAUGCUCAUAAAUACAGGCGAAAUGAAGGCAGGGUGGUAGAAUUUGCCACUUAUGCAGACAUGAAAAAUGCCCUGCAUAGAUUAGAUGGGAAGGAGCUUCAUGGACGUCGCAUCCGCCUGGUGGAUGAAUCCAAAUCAAGGAGUUCCCGGCGCUCGCGUAGGUCAAGGUCUAGGUCAUCAUCUAGGUCUAGAUCUCGAUCUAGGUCUCGUUCUCGCUCGAGGUCGCGUUCCCACUCCCGUUCCCGCAGUCGGUCACGAUCAAGGAGUGGAGGCCACAGCAAGAAGAGGCGCUCAAAGUCCAAGUCACGCUCCAAGUCUGGAUCUCGUUCAAAGUCUCGCUCUGGAUCAGAAAGAUCAAAGUCCAAGUCCAGAUCCCGUUCCAGAUCCCGCUCAAGAUCCCGUACACAUAGUCCAACUCCCAAGAAGAGCAAGUCUCGCAGUCGUUCAAAAUCUGCUGAGGCAGAAUCAGAGUCAAGGAUGAGAAGUAGGAGCCAGAGUAGAGGUCCCUGCUGGUCAUGGAGCACUUCGGAGGUGUCAUUCAUCUUUUGAGAUGUAGCCCUCAGGAAAGACAGUAGAAAAAUUAAUUCACUGGGGUGUUUGAAGCGUGGAAAAUAUUUUUAAUUUUUAUGAUAUUUGAUUUUUUUUCUUUUUCUUUUUUUCAUUUUUUUUUUUUCUUUUUCCUUCUAUUUUUCUUUAUUCUUUUUCUUUUUCUUUUUCAUCUCUCCCUGGACUCAUUACGUGUGAAUGUUUCGUUAGUCCAGUCCUGUAGAUGCAUUGGCCUUGCAAUAGCCAAGGUUAUGGGGAAUGGAUAUACGUACCUGAUGUUUUUAGAAAAGCUUGCAAUUGGGCAUUUUACAGUCCGUCAAAAUUAUCUCCUUGGGGGAAUUUGGUAGGAUUUUGGGAAGUUUGGUAGGAUUAAUAAGGAUAAGUCUGGAAUAUUUUAUACAAGCUUGAUGUUCAUACCAUAAGCCAUUUAACCCUCUUUCAUUAUCUUUAUUUAAGUUGUCUGCUCAGCUUUGAGAUAGUUGCUAAUCUUAAAUGACAAUAGCUUAUCUAGGAAGAUUACGGAAAGAACCAAAAGUAUUUUCUUGACAGUUCUAGAUUUAUUUUUUCUUGGGGUUGUAAUGAUCUUUUAUAUUUAUAGGAAAUUUCAGAUUGUUCUUUUUAGGCCACUUCAUCAAAUAAAGACAUUUAAUUUUAUUUUGCCAAAUCCAGAGGCGUGUGUGUAUAUGUAUAUAUAUACAGAGGAUAAAUUCUUGAUGGACCCCAUGAGGUACAUUACAGCUUCAGUUUAGCUCUCCAUUAUGAGUCCUGAACACUGUGCUUAUGUUUGUGCAAUCCAAAAUGUCCAAUAAGUUGCAUGGUUUUUCAGGUCCAUUUUGAGUUGUGUGUACAGCACUUCAUUCACACUUAGUGUAUUUGUAUGUAUGUGUGUGUAUAAGGUUGUAUGUUUGAAUAUGUUAAUAUGUGUACUCCCACAUAGAAGAAGCAUUUUCCAAUUUGUACUCUUGAGAUAGAGUAUACACUGUGUGAUAGAAUGUGAAAGUGGCUGUCAGAUGUGAAUUUGUCAUAAUUGUAGGAAGAUAUGUGAGUUUUUGGUCAUUUUAUAUAAGGAAAUAUCUUUAAAUUGAUAUCAGAUAUUUGUAAAUUUAAUCACAAGGCAUAUUUGAAAGAAAAUAAAAUUCUAUGGUGAA